Molecule: messenger RNA, 5432 nt
Organism: Oncorhynchus tshawytscha (Chinook salmon)
Lineage: Eukaryota; Metazoa; Chordata; Actinopteri; Salmoniformes; Salmonidae
Product: recombining binding protein suppressor of hairless-like
Exons: 11
Coding region: 94-1620 (508 amino acids)
Biological process (GO): regulation of transcription by RNA polymerase II; Notch signaling pathway
Cellular component (GO): nucleus; MAML1-RBP-Jkappa- ICN1 complex
Molecular function (GO): DNA-binding transcription activator activity, RNA polymerase II-specific; RNA polymerase II cis-regulatory region sequence-specific DNA binding
Source: RefSeq, a predicted model, not a curated record
GGGGGUUCUUCUGUUCGUUGUGUUUGUCCCAGCGGCGGUGGGAAUGGAUUUGAAAUCUCGCGAUUUUUGGGACUUUAGAAGUUCCAGUGGAAAAUGGCGCCCGUUGUGACGGGGAAGUUUGGUGAGCAAGCUCCACCGCAGCGCCUGACGAGAGAGGCCAUGAGAAACUACCUGAAGGAGAGGGGAGACCAGACCUUACUCAUACUACACGCUAAAGUGGCACAGAAGUCUUACGGCAACGAGAAGAGGUUCUUCUGCCCUCCUCCUUGUAUCUAUCUGAUGGGCUGUGGCUGGAAGAAGAAGACGGAGGAGAUGGAGAGAGAGGGCUGUUCAGAGCAGGAGGCUCAGCCCUGUGCCUUUAUAGGGAUAGGAAACAGUGACCAGGAGAUGCAGCAACUCAACAUAGAGGGGAAGGACUUCUGCACAGCUAAGACUCUAUACAUCAGUGACAGUGACAAGAGGAAACACUUCAUGCUGUCAGUCAAGAUGUUCUAUGGUAACAGUACAGACAUAGGAGUCUUCCUUAGUAAGAGGAUCAAAGUUAUCUCUAAACCGUCCAAGAAGAAACAGUCUCUGAAGAACGCUGACCUGUGUAUAGCGUCAGGGACCAAGGUUGCGUUGUUUAACCGGCUGCGUUCUCAGACCGUCAGUACCCGCUACCUACACGUGGAGGGAGGGAACUUCCAUGCCAGUUCACAACAGUGGGGAGCCUUCUACAUACACCUCUUGGAGGAGGAAGAGCCGGAAGGGGAGGAGUUUGCGGUGAGGGAUGGAUACAUCCACUAUGGUCAGACUGUCAAACUGGUCUGUUCUGUCACUGGUAUGGCGCUGCCUAGACUGGUGAUCCGUAAGGUGGACAAGCAGACAGCGUUGAUGGAUGCAGACGACCCAGUGUCUCAGCUCCACAAGUGUUCCUUCUACCUGAAAGACACCGAGAGAAUGUACCUCUGUCUCUCACAGGAGAGAAUCAUUCAGUUCCAGGCCACGCCCUGCCCCAAAGAGCCCAGUAAAGAGAUGAUAAACGAUGGAGCCUCCUGGACCAUCAUCAGUACAGACAAGGCAGAGUACACCUUCUACCAGGGGAUGGGUCCUGUACCCUGUCCUGUUACACCGGUCCCUGUGGUGGAGAGUCUGCAGUUGAAUGGUGGAGGUGAUGUGGCCAUGUUGGAGCUGACGGGACAGAACUUUGCUCCAGAUCUCCGAGUCUGGUUUGGAGAUAUCGAGGCUGACACCAUGUACAGGUGUGGAGAGAGCGUGCUCUGUGUGGUGCCUGACAUCUCCGCCUUCAGAGAGGGGUGGCGCUGGGUCCGUCAGCCCGUCCAGGUGCCCGUCACCUUGGUCCGCAACGACGGAGUCAUCUACUCCACGGCCCUCACCUUCACCUAUACCCCAGAACCAGGCCCUCGGCUUCACUGCAGCGCUGCCGGAGCCAUCCUCCAGACCCACAGUCACAGUAUCUCCUCUUCGUCCUCAUCCUCGCCUUCCUCAGGGAGUCUGGGGAUGGGAGGUUUAGGGGGGUUGGCGGAAGGACAGACGGGCUACGGGAUUGGCCAAGGGGGAGGGUCAACCAAUAGCGUUGGGUUGUUGUCGGGUUCAUCGGUGAUGUCAGUAUCGUCAUAGCAGCGGGGAAGUGUGUGUGGGGGGGAGGUGAGAGGCUCAUGGACCUGCUUUGAAACCACCCUCGCUCGCUCAAGGACUCUUUGGAAAGAGAGCGAUUUGAGUUGAAGAGGAGAAGAGAAGAAGAGAGAUGAGGUUCUGAUGAAAGACGGACCUGGAAGGAGGGGGAUCCCCUCUCUCUGGCGCCCCCGUGUGGUCAGUUGUGGACAUGACACUGCAGCCUGGGAGAGGUUUCACCUCCAGGAUGACACAAUAACUAGGAGCCCUUUUUAUACAUUUGUUGGAGAACAACUUUUAUUAUUUUCAACACUCACAAUUUCUACAAAGUUUGGAUAAUUAUUUUUUUUUUACCCACAACAAAGGGCUUUGGUAAUGAUGGAGAUAUCACUCAUGUGCAGAGAAAUGUCAUUAUUGUUUUAUGGGUGAAACAGUUAUAAUAGUAACAAUUUUUACGGACCAAGGAAUAUUAUUAUUUUAUUCUUUAUGAUAUUUUAUAAGCUUUAGCCGAGGUACAUUUUCAAAUGUUGUUUUUUGUACUAUAACGUUUUAGGGAGUACACUUUUUUUGUUACCAAAUAGUUUUUUUUUCUCCAUUUGAGAGAGAGAGAGAACUCUGAGGAGAUUGAGUAACAUGAUUCAGGCUGCGUCUCAAUCGGCUAAAAAACUGGAUUCCUCCCUUUAUUAGUGUGAAAGAGUGACGCGACCUCGUGGUGCUUUGUGCAAGUCUUAAAGUCUGGAAAAGGUCAGGGUUGUAGUUAUCUGAAUAGGGCAAGAGUUGAACAAGUGAAAGCAAACUCGAAAGUAGGUUCUCUCUCUCUCUCUCUACCCCAUCUCUUCCACCUUCUCUGUCCUGUCCGGAUUAAGGAGAGGAAAUUAGGAGGAAGGGAGGAAGGAAGCCAUUUUGAGACGGUUAACAUGCACCCCGUAAUCUCAGCCAGUUUCUAUAGCAACCUUAAAUCUUCCUGGCCAAUCGCCUUAAAUUGAUCAGUCUCUCACCAGACCUUUUCAGAAGAAACGAAAGAAAGAUAUCUUUUUUCUUUUAUUUUUAUGUGUGUGUGUAUAUAUAAGGUUGUCGUUUUCCGAAACUGUUCUAAGAGUGUUUGGUCGACACUCGUCAAGCCAAGGCCUGGGAAUGUCUCAUCAUGUCGUUGGUCUCUGUCUCUCAAAUGACACCUGAUUUCAUAAAUAGUGCACUACUUUAGACCAGGGCUCUCCUAUGGGGGAUCCUAAAAAAGGGAAUUGGAGUACCGUUUGGGAUGCAGAAGUUGGUUUUUACACUACCGUUCGGCCUCAUUCCCAAUUCGGCUCCUAGCAUCUUGCCCCUAGUAGACGUUUGUGUAAAUCUGAGAGGAUUGUACAGGUAUUACCAAUAUGGUAAUCACCCCUGUGGCCUUCUAGGCUUCGGGUAAUUCAUGCCAUUUUUGAUGACUUAGUGCAUACUAUCUAGGGGUCAUUUGCUUACCUAGUGCACGCUAUCUAGGGGCUAGGGAUUGGUUUGGGACUGGACACUUUCAAGCAGCUCCCCCUCUUAUCUAUCUAAUGAAGCCGUAGCAUCAAACAGAAAAUCACUUGCGUCGCUAAGCUGAUAGCCCCACUACACUGUAAAUGUCAUUCGCUAAAGCUUCAUUGGAAUUCAAUUGGCUAAGCUAAUGGCUAAUGCUACAAUGUAAUUCUAUGAGUGAAGCUAAGCUGAAGCUAAUGCUACUGUGUCGUUCUAUUUUAGUGAAGCUAAGCUAACGCUAAGCUAAGCUACAAUGUAAGUCUGGUAGUGAAGCUAAUGCUAAUAUGUAAUUAAUGUCACUUGGCUCUACGGCUAAACUUAAUUAUUGAAAUCACGAUGCCUUUAAAAAACAAUAAAAAACACUCCCUAGCAAGAGACUGUUUUCUGUCUCACCACUGUCUGUUUUCUCACAAAGUAGUCUCUCUCACGUCACAUUUUUAGGUAGCCUACCAGUCGGUGUGUUUUUUUUUUUUAAUUUUCAUUUUUGUUCAUCACGAGGGAAUCAUUUUUCCCUAUGUUCAGCAUACAACUACAAUGUUUUCCCUCCACUGUAGAAAAAAAAAAAAACGGUUAUUGAAACGAUUGCCAAAAAUAUGUGUGUCCCAUCUUUGUUGUGGGUCAACAGGUGGACCUGUUCACCUGUUGCUUACCUGUCAUUGGUGCUGUACGACGUCGAAGGGGAUGGUUACUCUGUUACUAUGGGAACGGCUUAUGAUAACAUGUACUGUAACUGGCUCUAACUGAUUUUGAUUUGAGUUGUAACUUUUUUUUAUCGGUUUUCAUCUUGGAUCAAUGCUCGUAUGGCUGUUUUGUUUUUUGGUGUUAUUCAUUGAUUUAAAAAAAAAAAAAAAACCUGUGGAAGUUAUUUAGUUGGCAAUCGGUUCUCAAAUACAGGUCACCAGUUUUUGGACUUUCUUUUGAGGAAAUUCUCUUUUGUUCUGCUCUGUUUUUAAAUUGUGGUGCCUUGCCUCUUAACAAGUACGAGGAACAAUAUAACUGUUCUCAAAUCUGUGGUCCCCACUCAAACCCUAACCAGUAUAAGCUAACACAACUAUGAAACUGGCCUGGGAUCAUUUCUUACGUGAUGAUUUUUCCUCCCUUCAUAUUGGUGUUGUCUCCUGGGUCGUUAUUCACUAGGAAACUCAAACGGAAUCAAACUCUGCAGGCAACGACCUGAACUUGUCUCAAUAAGAAACGCUUGUUUUUCCCCAUUGCAAAACAUUCUGCGUGAUUUGCACUAAUGAAUACAACCCUGGCUCCCCAUCCCAAAAAAAACAGUUUUCCUCCGUUCCCUGUUACAGCUAAACCACUCGUAUUGCCUUAGCGCAGCCUAUGGAGUGAGCCAUCACUGGUUCUGGUGUGUGAAGGCAGGAUUUUUGUUCCAGCUCUUAACAUACCUCAUUUAAUCUAGCCUAAUCGUGGUCAACAAAUCAAUUCAAGACCAGGAGUAGUGGAUUCAUUUUCUUUUAAACUUUAUUUAACUAGGCAAGUCAGUUAAGAACAAAUUCUUAUUUUCAAUGACAACCCACUGUUCCUAGACCAACUGCCUGUUCAGGGGCAGAACGACAGAUUUGUACCUUGUCAGCUUGGGGGUUUGAACUUGCAACCUUCCGGUUACUAAUCCAACGCUCUAACCACUAGGCUAUCCUGCCGUGUUUGAGCUGGGUCGGGACAAAUACCUGCACACACACAACUCUUUUAAGACGAGAGUUUUGUUUCCCCCGGCCUUAUCUAUAGUGUAGAUGAACCUAACGCAGAAAUAGCCACCACUCUGUGGUUGUCUGGGUGGAAGACCCUGAUCUGAUGCCCUAAUUCACACUAAAUGGAGGCUUGACCAGUUCAGUACAGCUCGGGUUUGUCCCUAUAGUUGUGAAUCAAGUGUUUGUUUGUUUAUUUUUGCUUUCCUGAGAACUGAAACGAUAAUACUCUUAACAUGCCAAAUGAAUCAACUUUCCCCCCCGUUUUUAACUUUGUGUCUGCAAUCUGAACUGGGACCCUAGUCCAUAUACAGGUCAUUACCUACAGAGUCUAAAGUAUCACUAUGGUAGGGAAUAGGUUGCCAGUUCAGACAAAGUCUGUGUUUUUUCCUGCUUUUGGACCUCUUGAAAGCCAGCUUUUUUUUCUUUUUUUUUACACCACAUAAAGAAGGCAGAACAAAAUAAAUCAAAUGCAUUGAGUUUGUUUUUUAAAAAAUGUCUCUGAAUAAAAUGUCUUUGUCUUCAGGCUCUCUUGGUUGAGCGCGUCACUCUAAAAAAAAGGGCAGGUCUGACAGCAUUGGAGAAAGGAAAGGUCAAGAAAUAAAAGUUGGGAGUUGG